Molecule: messenger RNA, 582 nt
Organism: Nicotiana tabacum (common tobacco)
Lineage: Eukaryota; Viridiplantae; Streptophyta; Magnoliopsida; Solanales; Solanaceae
Source: RefSeq, a predicted model, not a curated record
AUGGACACCCCUAGUCAACUUGUUGGUGAGAUGGAUUUUGUACUUGCCAUAAUAUUAGGGACGGUUGUUAAAAAGGGUCGAUAUCAAAUACCAAGUGAGAUGCAUUUGCACGUACAUGGUAAUGAUGAAACAUCUUUUGUUGGUAAGAAAUUCCGAAUCGUACAUGAAAUAUAUCAGAAGAUAUUACAACAACAAACACGAACUCAAUCUGUAAUUGAUCAGUGUAAAGCAUAUUAUCAAGCCACGGAAGGAAAAAAGAAAAGAAGAGUAUAUGGUCUUAGAUCUCAAGCAAAAUGCUACUACGGGCCAAAUCUUCGUGACUCUUUUGGAUCUGAUGCUACAUCGUCAGCAGCACCUCCAAAUGCUCAAUCAACACUGACAUGGAAUCUGGAUGAGUUAGUGAUGCGAUUGAUUCCUGCACUGACCGAUCAUAUAGUUCCUGUAAUGGUUAAGCGGGUACGCGAAUUAGUUUUCUUACCCUCGCAUCAACCAAAUACCGAUCUUACCAACCACACAUCAGAUGUGUCACCUAAAGUUCCUACCUCUUCUACUGUUGCUAACAUUAAUGAAGUUCAUGCAUAG